Messenger RNA from Cutaneotrichosporon oleaginosum, 1276 nucleotides. RefSeq lists its product as uncharacterized. Gene Ontology annotation, biological process: iron-sulfur cluster assembly. Lineage: Eukaryota; Fungi; Basidiomycota; Tremellomycetes; Trichosporonales; Trichosporonaceae. Gene Ontology annotation, cellular component: mitochondrial matrix. Gene Ontology annotation, molecular function: protein binding. The record is from RefSeq and is a predicted model, not a curated record.
UGACAUCACUCUUCUGGAUUCUUCAGCACUCGGCCACUCAUGCGCUGCUCCUCCGUCUCCCGCCUCGCGCUGGCCGCCGGCCCCCGCGCCGCGCCGCAGCCCCUCCGCUCCGUGCUCGAGAUCACGGGGCCGGACGCGAAAAAGUUCCUCAACGGGCAGAUGUGCAAGAACGUCGAUGCGCUCGGCGGCGGCUAUUCCGGGUUUUUGAACGCUAGCGGCCGCGUCCUCCACACCGUCUUCUGCAUCCCCUCCAAGCCCAACACAUAUCUCAUCUCGCACGAGAGCGGGCCGGGGCACAUCGCGCCGCUCGCCACGCUCCUCCCCCCCUUCCGCCUACGGUCCAAGAUCAAGAUCCGCGACGUCACGGACGAGUGGGACGUGUGGAGUGCGUGGGGGGGCGAGGCGCCGGCGCCGGCGCCCACGAGCACAUGGCGCUUCGGGAGCGGGGGCGCCGCAGAGCGGAUUUGGAGCUGGGAAGGGGAGAUGGCGCCGCUUGGGCUCGCCGACGCCGAGGUCGGGUGCUGGGACUUACGGGCCGGCUUCGGGCCAGCAGGUAUGGGGAGGCAGGUGUUCGUGCCGAAGGGCGGCAAGCCGUCGCUGCUGUCGAGCCACGACCUGGCAAGCACGGACGAGUACAACCUCCGCCGCAUGGUGCUGGGCGUGCCGGAAGGCAGCGCGGAAGUGAUCCCGGGCUCGGCGCUGCCGCUCGAGAGCGACAUGGACAUCCACGGCGGCGUGGACGUGCGCAAGGGCUGCUACCUCGGCCAGGAGCUCACGGUGCGGACCUACCACACGGGUGCGACACGGAAGCGUAUUUUGCCAGUGUACUUGUAUCCGCUGGAGGCGGGGCCUGGGGCGCUGUCUUCGUCGGCGCUCACCGUGGAUGACGUGAGCUCCCUCCCCGCUCUGCCCCCGCUCAAGGGUGGUGCGCAGCGCGUCGACAUCAUGUAUACGCCUCCGGCAGGGGCAGCGAGCAAGAAGUCGCGGAGCGCCGGCAAGCUCCUGGCGCUGUCGGACGCGGCGCCGGGCGUCGGGCUCGGCCUCGUGCGCCUCGAGUGGGCCGGGCGGACAUGGGACGGCGAGGGGACGCUGAGUGUGGAGGUAGACGGCGCGAAGUACGGCGUGUGGGUGGGUAAAGGGGAGGCGUAUGCUGCGGCGCUGGCAGCGACGCCGCCGCCGCGGGUGCACGACGACGAGGAGGACAUGGCGCAUGUCGGACCCUAGGCGGGGUUUGGAGAAGCCACUGCAUCAGAAGCAUAUGCAUGACAUUUCGCGG